GGCCCUAGAUAAGCAUAUUGUUCUAUUAUCACUCUCUUACAGCAAGGCAACUGCCAUACGAUCAUUACGAGUUUUCUCUAUUUUCAAUUAAUGCCACUUGUUGACCUAUCGCAACCAUGAAGUUCACUCAGACAGCAGCCCUCGCCGUCCUCUUGGCAACCGUUUCAGCAAAGGCUAUCCCCGCCCAACCCAAGUCCGCAGCCAAGAAGCCGGUCGAUACCACGAGCCUCCAUUUCUACAAUGGCACAUGUACUCCUCAAAACAUCCGUGUUCGUAAAGAAUGGCGAAACAUGACCCCGAGCGAAAAGACGGCUUAUCUCAAGGCCGAGCAAUGCUUGUUCAACCUCCCUGCCGCUACCACUCUAUCCGGUGUCACAAGUCGUUUCAGUGAUCUUCAGUCUCUUCAUCGUGAUAAGACAAACCAAACUAUCGAUGGACUAUAUGUUCAAGAUAUCAUCCACAACGUUGGCCAAUUCCUUCCAUGGCACAGAUACUACAUGCAUACCCAUGAGACUCUCCUCCGCACCGAGUGCGGUUACACAGGUCCUAUGAGCUGGUGGGAUGAAGCCAAAGAUGCCGAUGCCGGCGACUUUUUCCAAUCUGACAUGUGGACUGCCGAAUACUUCGGUUCAACCAACUUGGAUGAAAACGCAUGUGUUAUUGAUGGUGCUUUUGCCAACACCACCGAACACAUCGGUCCACUACUCGAAAACACCGAUUACUGCUUCUACCGAGCAUUCGACCUUACACAAGUUCAAUACUGCACCUCGGAGAAGGUGGCGGAAUGCACCCAGUACAACGAUUACUACAAUUUCUUCAACUGCAUGGUUAUCUACCCCACCAGUCCUCACGUCGCUGGACAUGCUGCUGUCGGUGGAAUGAUGGCCGAUAUCGAUUGUUCUGCCGGCGAUCCAGCUUUCUUCAUGCACCACAACUAUGUGGAUCGUAUGUGGUGGCAAUGGCAACAGGCGAAUGCUACAUCCCGCAUGUUCGACAUUAGCGGAAACAGUUUGAACGAGACUUACCUCGCCGAGCAAGGCGAUGUGGCUCCUGCUGCUGGCUGGCCUCAAACGACUCUCAACUACACUCUCACUACUCACGACAUCCUUCCAGAUAUUCAAAUCUACGAUGUUGUUAACAUUCAAGGUGGAUAUCUCUGCUAUGAGUAUGAUUACUAGCGAGUUGUGAUUUGACGAGCGAGUGGAAACAAAAAGAGUGGCGAAUAAAACGAUAAUAGAGUAAUGGGUGGAAAAGAGCUGCAAUUCAAUGUAUAUAUAAUUUAGGCAAGAAACUUGCACAUAGAUAAUAGAAACGAGACACCAUCUCAACCUUCCAACACUUUUUCUACACCCGGAGGCCCGAAACUUUUUCUCAUCAGGGAAUUUUUUGGUGCCGUUUACGGAUUUCAUGUCGUCGCGUCGAGCUUCUAUAAAUAGCUUAGCUUCGCUCAUGAUUUUGAAACACGUGAUCACCCA
Botrytis cinerea B05.10 is the source of this 1475-nucleotide messenger RNA. RefSeq lists its product as hypothetical. The transcript has 3 exons. Bases 117 to 1178 code for a protein of 353 amino acids. Gene Ontology annotation, molecular function: oxidoreductase activity. The record is from RefSeq and is a predicted model, not a curated record. NCBI's taxonomy places the organism in Eukaryota, Fungi, Ascomycota, Leotiomycetes, Helotiales, Sclerotiniaceae.